This is a messenger RNA of Amoebophrya sp. A25, 744 nucleotides long. The record is from the annotation of a GenBank genome assembly. Lineage: Eukaryota; Dinophyceae; Syndiniales; Amoebophryaceae.
AUGGCUUUCUUGGUUAACUCGGAACUUCCGGCGGUGCCGCUUGCAUUUCGUUUAUCCUGGUGUCCUCGUCUUCCUCCUCACUUUUCUUCGCGUAGCAUCAUGGUACCAUAUACGGUGGCAACUCUCUCUGAGGUGCUUUGCCUUGGUAGCUAUGCAACAGACAAGCGCUUCUGGCGGCGUGAGGCUCUCAGGAACAAUGGCCCAGUCGAUGAAGGUCAAGCAUUAAUGGGCUACCAUCCAAAGGGCCCUGUCUGUAAGUUGAAUGCACUUCUGUCGCCAUCCAAAGAACCCUUCACUUUUUAUCUUCUGCCAGUAGACGAUACGGAGAAGCCACGUGCAUUUUAUGUGAAACGACCGAUCUAUCAGGAGGUUGAUUACGGUGUAUCCGGACUAUGCUUCAGAAACCCUUUUUUAUCGAGUAAUUACAUGAAGAUGUUGCUUCUCGUCCUUCAUCUACUUACAUACAUAGAUAUCACUAGCGAAAGCGAUACAACUAGUGCUCAAGUAGUUAGCUCGAAGUACUCUUCGCGCGGCACCACUGCGGGCGAAAAGCGGUAGGACUUACUCAAUGCGCUUCGCCGACACUGCACCGAGCUCGUAUUGUUCAGUCGUAGCUCUUUCCGAUUUGAGGUUCUGCUGGUCGUGGCUUGAUGUCGGUAUUUUCCGCGUUUCGAAACCUCGGACAACAACACAGUCGUGACGAAAAUGACAAUCCAAUUUCUGUGCUACAUCAUACAUACAAAU